Molecule: messenger RNA, 752 nt
Organism: Daktulosphaira vitifoliae (grape phylloxera)
Lineage: Eukaryota; Metazoa; Arthropoda; Insecta; Hemiptera; Phylloxeridae
Exons: 4
Coding region: 278-682 (134 amino acids)
Source: RefSeq, a predicted model, not a curated record
AUUAAAUAGAAUUUCAAUUAAAUUUAUCAUUUCAACUGUUUUACUUAUCAGUUUUAUUUGAAAACAUCGAUUGUCAAACCAAAAAUGUAUGACUACAUUUUUAUUGCUUUGUAUCUAGCCAGUAGCUUAUCAAAUGGAAUAUUUAUCCCUGAUAAUCCUUUAAAUGAGAAAUGGUCUUUGAAUGAUAUAGGCUUGAACACAUUACGAUAUUUGUUUAAUGCAAAUAAAAUAAAUGAUAAUGGUAUAAACUAUAUUAAAUUCAAAAAAAUAUUUUGAAAUGUGUACACUGAUAUACACUAUAAAGGAUAGCGACAUCAAAAAACUAUUCACAGAUGAAGUUAAAAACAUAAACGAAUAUAUGGAUGAGAAUAUAUUUAUGAAACAAAUGUCGAAAUGUGUCAUAGAAGUUGAAACAAAUAUUAGAGAUAUUUAUUGGGAUAGUAUGAUAGAUGAAAAGCUGACUAUAAAAGAAUUAAUUAUUGUUCUUAAAAUAUUAAAUGUCAAAAGCGAAGUAGAAGAUGUUAUUGAACUAAUGAUUGAAUGUAAUGUUAAAAAUUCUGAUGAUAUCAAUUGGAUAGAAUUCAGAAAUAUAUUUGGGUUGGCUAUGAAACGUAAAAUUAAUUCUUUAUUGCAAAUAAAUAAAAGUUUGUAUAUUAUGUUAUAUGGUUUAAUUCUAAAUUAAAAAUUAUAGAUCAUUGUUUAAGCUGCAUUGAUAAUAAAUUGACUUAGUUUGCGAAAUACUUGAUGAAUUC